This is a messenger RNA of Coregonus sp. 'balchen', 23649 nucleotides long. NCBI's taxonomy places the organism in Eukaryota, Metazoa, Chordata, Actinopteri, Salmoniformes, Salmonidae. The record is from the annotation of a GenBank genome assembly.
GAACUGAGCCCUGUCCCUCUCUUCCUCCAAGGUGUGUGUGUCCUCCUUCCUCCUCACUGUGGAGCCCCGUGAGAGAGAGGGCCCCCGGCACGUCCACACACAACCACAUCCUGAGUGUCACACACAGACAGGAAGUCCUCCAAGGGAAGAAUAAGGUGAGCACACCACCGGUGGAGCGGGCAGACAGAGACACAGAGGGAGGGAUUGUGAUGGAUUAUAAACACAUUCCACAGAGAGACUAGUAGCACACUGACACAGCCAUGAUCGAUUACAAAUAGAUACAUGGCACCAUCAUACAUGUAUAUCAAUAACCAUUUAAUCAAACGCUGACACUCCCAAACACACUACAGAUAUCAUAUACAUACAGAUGCUAGUGCUACAACUCAUUAAUCUCUCUCUCUCACACACACUUAUUGAAAUCAAAUCACAUUUUAUUGGUCACAUACACAUGUUUAGCAGAUGUUAUUGUGGGUGUAGUGAAAUGCUUAUGUUCCUAGCUCCGACAGUGCAGUAAUAUCUAACAAUACACGCAAAUCUAAAAGUAAAAGCAUGUAAUUAAGAAAUAUAGAAAUAUUAGGACAAGCAAUGUCGGAGUCUGGAGUAUUCAGACCCCUUCACUUUUUCCACAUUUUGUUACGUUACAGCCUUAUUCUAAACUUCAUUAAACUGUUUUUUUCCCCUCAUCAAUCUACACACAAUCCCCAUAAUGACAAAGCAAAAACAGGUUUUUAGAAAUGUUUGCAAAUUUAUAAAAAAUUAAACACUUAAAUAACACAUUUACAUAAGUAUUCAGACCCUUUACUCAGUACUUUGUUGAAGCACCUUUGGAAGCGAUUACAGCCUCGAGUCUUCUUGGGUAUGACGCUAUAAGCUUGGCACACCUGUAUUUGGGGAGUUUCUCCCAUUCUUCUCUGCAGAUCCUCUCAAGCUCUGUCAGGUUGGAUGGGGAGCUUCACUGCACAGCUAUUGUUUGAUCGGGUUCAAGUCUGGGCUCUGGUUGGGCCACUCAAGGACAUUCAGAGACUUGUCCAGAAGCCACUCCUGCGUUGUCUUGGCUGUGUGCUUAGGGUCGUUGUCCUGUUGGAAGGUGAACCUUCGCCCUAGUCUGGAGCAGGUUUUCAUCAAGGAACUCUCUGUACAUUGCUCCGUUCAUCUUUCCCUCGACCCUGACUAGUCUCCCAGUCCCUGCCGCUGAAAAACAUCUAGGAAGAUUCUUGGUGGUUCCAAACUUCCUCCAUUUAAAAAUGAUGGCUGCCACUGUGUUCUUGGGGGCCUUCAAUGCUGCAGAAAUGUUUUGGUACCCUUCCCCAGAUCUGUGCCUCGACACAAUCCUGUCUCGGCGCUCUACGGACAAUUCCUUCGACCUCAUGGCUUGGUUUUUUCUCUGACAUGCACUGUCAACUGUGGGACCUUAUAUAGACAAGUGUGUACCUUUCCAAAUCAUGUCCAAUCAAUUGAAUUUACCACAGGUGUACUGCAAUCAAGUUGUAGAAACAUCACAAGGAUGAUCAAUGGAAACAGGAUGCACCUGAGCUCAAUUUCGAGUGUCAUAGCAAAGGGCCUGAAUACUUAUGUAAAUAAGGUAUUUCAGUUUUUAAUUUUUAAUAAAUUAGCGAAAAUGUCUAAAAACCAAUUUUCGCUUUGUCAUUAUGGGGUAUUGUGUGUAGAUUGAUGAGGAAAUUGUUUUAUUUAAUCCAUUUUAGAAUAAGGCUGUAAAGUAACAAAAUGUGGAAAAAGGGAAGGGGUCUGAAUACUCUCCGAAUGCACUGUAAAUAUGCAGUAUAUAUAUGUGAUGGGAUGUAUAGACAUUGUGGACAGUAUGUGGAUAGAAUAUGUAGUAUAUCUGAAGAAUAUGUAGGAUAGAAUAGUAUAUGUACAGCAAUAGUUGAAUAGGAUGGCCAUGACUAGAAUACAGUACAUAUGAAAUGGGUACAACAGUAAGUAAACAUUAUUAAAGUGACCAGUGUUCCAUUAUUAAAGUGGCCAGUGUUCCAUUAUUAAAGUGGCCAGUGUUCCAUGUCUAUGUACAUAGGGCAGCAGCCUCUAAGGUGCAGGGAUGCGUAACCAGGUGGUAGGCGGCUAGUGACAGUGACUAAGUUCAGGGCAGGGUUCUGGGUGGAGGCCGGAUAGUAAUGGCUAUUUAACAGUCUGAUGGCCUUGAGAUAGAAACUGUUUUUCAGUCUCUCGGUCCCAGCUUUGAACCCCUGUACUGACCUCGCCUUCUGGAUGAUAGGGGGGUGAACAGGCCAUGGCUUGGUUGGCUGAGGUCCUUGAUGAUCUUCUUGGCCUUCCUGUGGUGCUGUAGAUGUCCUGAAGGGCAGGCAGUGUGCUCCUGGUGAUGCAUUAGGCUGACCGCAUCACCCUCUGGAGAGCCCUGCGGUUGCAGACGGUGCAGUUGCUGUACCAGGCGGUGAUACAGCCGAUAGGAUGACACGAGAAAUAUGUGGCAGUGUCUACAGACAAUCACGGAUUACAAAGGGAAAACCAGCCACUUUGAGGAUAACACAGUGCCACCGACGAUGCCCGCUCCCAAGGACUGCGGGCUCUCGUUCUCCGUGGCCGACGUGAGUAAGACAUUUAAGCGUGUUAACCCUCACAAGGCUGCCGGCCCAGACGGCAUCCCUAGCCGCGUCCUCAGAGCAUGCGCAGACCAGCUGGCUGGAGUGUUUAUGGACAUAUUCAAUCUCUCCCUAUCCCAGUCUGCUGUCCCUACUUCAAGAUGUCCACCAUUGUUCCUGUACCCAAGAAAGUAAAGGUAACUGAACUAAAUGACUAUCGCCCCGUAGCACUCACUUCUGUCAUCAUGAAGUGCUUUGAGAGGCUAGUUAAGGCUCAUAUCACCUCUACCUUACCUGACACCCUGGACCCACUUCAAUUUGCAUACCGCCCCAAUAGAUUCACAGACGAUGCAAUCACCAUCGCACUGCACACUGCCCUAUCCCAUCUGGACAAGAGGAAUACCUACGUAAGAAUACUGUUCAUUGACUAUAGCUCAGCCUUCAACACCAUAGUACCCUCCAAGCAACUGGGUCCUGGACUUCCUGACGGGCCGCCCCCAGGUGGUGAAGGUAGGAAACAAUACCUCCACUACGCUGAUCCUCAACACAGGGGCCCCACAAGGGUGCGUUCUCAGACCCCUCCUGUACUCCCUGUUCACACAUGACUUUGUGGUCACGCACGCCUCCAACUCAAUCAUCAAGUUUGCAGACAACACAACAGUAGUAGGCCUGAUUACCAACAAUGACGAGACAGCCUACAGGGAGGAGGUGAGGGCCUUGGCGGAGUGGUGCCAGGUAAAUAACCAAUUUCCCUCAAUGUCAACAAAACUAAGGAGCUGAUCGUGGACUUCAGGAGACAGCAGAGGGAGCACACCCCUAUCCACAUCGACGGGACCGCAGUGGAGAAGGUGAAAAGCUUAAAGUUCCUCGGCGUACACAUCACUGACAAUCUGAAAUGGUCCACCCACACAGACAGUGUGUUGAAGAAUGCGCAACAGUGCCUCUUCAACCUCAGGAGGCUGAAGAAAUUUGCCUUGGCCCCUAAGACCCUCACAGAAUUGUACAGAUGCACCAUUGAGAGCAUCCUGUCGGGCUGUAUCACCGCCUGGUACAUUAACUGCACCGCCCGCAACCGCAGGGCUCUCCAGAGGGUGGUGCAGUCUGCCUAUCGCAUCACCGGGGGCACUCUGCCUGCCCGCCAGGACACCUACAGCACCCGAUGUCACAGGAAGGCCAAAAUGAUUAUCAAGGACAUCAACCAUCCGAGCCAUAGCCUGUUCACACCGCUACCAUCCAGAAGGCGAGGUCAGUACAGGUGCAUCAAAGCUGGGACUGAAAAGAAGCUUCUAUCUCAAGGCCAUCAGACUGUUAAAUGGCCAUCACUAGCCGGCUACCACCCGGUUACUCAACCCUGCACCUUAGAGGCUGCUGACCUAUAUAUAUAGACAUGGAAUCCCUGGUCACUUUAAUAAUUAAACACUAGUUACUUUAAUAAGGUUUACAUACUGCUUUAUUCAUUUCAUAUGUAUAUACUAAUUCUAUUCUACUGUAUUUUAGUCAAUGCCACUCCGACAUUGCUCAUGCUAAUAUUUAUAUAUUUCUUAAUUCCACUCUUUUACUUUUAGAUUUGUGUGUAUUGUUGUGAAUUGUUAGAUACUACUGCACUGUUGGAGCUAGGAACACAAGCAUUUCGCUACACCCGCAAUAACAUCUGCUAAAUAUGUGUAUGUGACCAAUACAAUUUGAUUUGAUUCUUGGGUACAGGAACAAUGGUGGACAUCUUGAAGCAAGUGGGAACAGCAGACUGGGAUAGGGAGAGAUUGAAUAUGUCCGUAAACACUCCAGCCAGCUCGUCUGCAAAUACUCUGAGGUCUCGGCUAGGGAUGCCGUCUGGUGGUAGUGUAGGGUAGGGUUAAUUGAGUGUGUGUAAUGUGUUUAGCUUCCCUGUAGUCUGGAGGUGGGCGGUAGGGCUGGUUCAGAUACCUCUAUUGUCUUCUCAUUGGAAAAUGGAAAAUGUGACCACUGUUAUCGGUGGCAGCAGAGGUAAAGUGUGUGUGUGUGUGUGUGUGUGUGUGUGUGUGUGGGCGCACGCUCGUGCGUGUAUGUAUUUUCUACAGACCGUGGGGGUUUUGAUGGUUGCUGAGGCGUUUGUGUCCGGAGUGUAUCGCUGUAUUGCCUCUAACUCUGUGGGCAAGGAUGAACUGGACAUGCCCUUCUAUAUAACAGGUAGAGUCCAACGACAUCACACCAACAAACUGGUCACUACAGUCACAAAAUCAAAACUACAUCCUUCAUCAUGACUUGCAGUAUAGUACUACCAGUAUGUGCACCAUUGCAUACAUUAGUGUGUACAGAUGUAGGAUCUUCAUUUGAUCAUUAUUUUGUUGCUGAGUAUUUUCCUGCACAGCAGGAAAUGCAAACUUGUAAUGUAUUCAAGGUUUAAAAAGGCUUCUAAAGUUUGUAAUUUCCACUUUAAAAUGUAAGACUUUGCCCUAACGAAAAAUGUAUCAACCCCUGCAAAAAAUGUCCAUUCAUUAUAAUCCACAUUUUAAUUCACAUUUCCUGUUGCUGCAGGAUUAUUUUCUUGCUGUAGCAAACUGUCUUAAAUUAAGAUCCUACAUCUGUAUAUGUGUCACAACGUAAAAUGUAUCAAUGACUAACUAUGAAGGAUGUCAUAUCACCUCUGCCUCACCUUCAUCUCUCCCAGUCUCUUCCUCUUUCUCAUGCCUUUUCUCUUCCUCUUGUCCUUUUGUCUCUCUCAAUUCCUCCCCCUCUCUUUCUGAGUCACUGUGAUGUCCAGCUAAAAUCAGACAAAUUGAUGACUGUGUGUGUGGAUGUUUGUGUGGCUAUACAGUACCAGUCAAAUGUUUGGACACACCUACUCAUUCAAGGGUUUUUCUUUAUUUUUACUAUUUUCUACAUGGUAGAAUAAUAGUGAAGACAUCAAAACUAUGAAAUAACACAUAUGGAAUCAUGUAGUAACCAAAAAAGGGUUAAACAAAUCAAAAUAUAUUUUAUACUUCAGAUUCUUCAAAGUAGCCACCCUAUGCCUUGAUGACAGCUUUGCACACUCUUGGCAUUCUCUCAACCAGCUUCAUGUGGUAGUCACCUGGAAUGCAUUUCAAUUAACAGGUGUGCCACAUUAAAAGUUAAUUUGUGGAAUUUCUUUCAUUCUUAAUGCGUUUGAGCAUUAGUUGUGUUGUGACAAGGUAGGGGUGGUAUACAGAAGAUAGACCUAUUUGGUAAAAGACCAAGCCCAUAUUAUGGCAAGAACAGCUCAAAUAAGCAAAGAGAAACGACAGUCCAUCAUUACUUUAAGACAUGAAGGUCAGUCAAUCCGGAAAAUUUCAAGAACUUUUAAAGUUUCUGAAAGUGCAGACGAAAAACCAUCAAGCGCUAUGAUAAAACUGGCUCUCAUGAGGACCGCCACAGGAAUGGAAGACCCAGAGUUACCUCUGCUGCAGAGGAUACGUUCAUUAGAGUUACCAGCCUCAGAAAUUGGCAAUUAACUGCACCUCAGAUAGCAGCCCAAAUAAAUGCUUCACAGAGUUCAAGUAACAGACACAUCUCAACAUCAACUGUUCAGAGGAGACUGUGUGAAUCAGGCCUUCAUGUUCUUCAAAGAAACCACUACUAAAGGACACCAAUAAGAAGAAGAGACUUGCUUGGGCCAAGAAACACGAGCAAUGGACAUUAGACCGGUGGAAAUCUGUCCUUUGGUCUGAUGAGUCCAAAUGUGAGAUUUUUGGUUCCAACCGCCGUGUCUUUGUGAGACGUAGAGUAGGUGAAUGGAUGAUCUCCGUAUGUGUGGUUCCCACAGUGAAGCAUGCAGGAGGAGGAGGUGUGAUGGUGUGGGGGUGCUUUGCUGGUGACACUGUUGGUGAUUUAUUUAGAAUUCAAGGCACACUUAACCAGCAUGGCUACCACAUCAUUCUGCAGCGAUACGCCAUCCCAUCUGGUUUGCGCUUAGUGGGACUAUCAUUUGUUUUUCAACAGGACAAUGACCCAUGCUGUGUAAGGGCUAUUUGACCAAGAAGGAGAGUGAUGGAGUGCUGCAUCAGAUGACCUGGCCUCCACAAUCCCCCAACCUAACCCAAUUGAGAUGAUUUAGGAUGAGUUGGACCGCAGAGUGAAGGAAAAGCAGCCAACAAGUGCUCAGCAUAUGUGGGAACUCCUUCAAGACUGUUGGAAAAGCAUUCCAGGUGAAGCUGGUUGAGAGAAUGCCAAGAGUGUGCAAAGCUGUCAUCAAGGCAAAGGGUGGCUACUUUGAAGAAUCUAAAAUACAAAAUUUAUUUUGAUUUGUUUAACACGUUUUUGGUUACUACAUGAUUCCAUAUGUGUUAUUUCAUAGUUUUGAUGUCUUCACUAUUAUUGUACAAUGUAGAAAAUAGUAAAAAAUUAAGAAAAACCCUUGAAUGAGUAGGUGUGUCCAAACUUUUGACUGGUACUGUAUGUCAAUAUGUUGCCAUGGAGAUGGGGCAGAGGUGUGUGUGUGUUUUACCCUGUGUGUGUAUUAUCCCCCUCUGUGUGCUAGUGUGAAUUGGACCCUGUGUGUGUACGUGAGUGUGUGUUGUCUGCUGUGUAUUUGUGUCGCCUCUGUGUGUGUGUGUGUUUGUGUGUGUGUUGUCCCCUGUGUGUGUCGCCCCUGUGUGUGUGUGUGUGUGUGUGUUGUCCCCUGUGUGUGUGUUGUCCCCUGUGUGUGUUGCCCCUGUGUGUGUGUGUGUGUGUUGUCCCCUGUGUGUGUGUGUGUUGUCCCCUGUGUGUGUAUGUGUGUGUUUGAGUGAAACAGGAACCUGGGGCUCUUAUCGAGUCUCUUCCCUGUGCGGGGUGCACUUCCCUGGGCCGCCAGGCCCUCUUUAUUUCGGGAGGCCUGGGGGUGUUCGGGAAAGAUAAACACUAUCUGCCAUCAGGAAACCCUAGAGCCGUUUCCACAGGAAAUUUCAAAUAGCUAAAGUAAAUAAAAGGCAUUUUCACUGUAUUCCUCUGGCUGCUUUUACCCACAAUAGUUAUUCAACAUUGUCAUCAAAGGAUAAGAAAAUGGCGGCUUGGUCAACACUUGAGAGUAGGAGUCAGAUUCGUUGGAGGUCUAGUGAGAUGGUGGGCAGGGAGGUUUGUUGUGGGGCCCCGUGUAGCUCAGUUGGUAGAGCAUGGCGCUUGCAACGCCAGGGUUGUGGGUUCGUUUCCCACGGGGGGCCAGUAUGAAAAUGUAUGCACUCACUAACUGUAAGUCGCUCUGGAUAAGAGUGUCUGUAAAAGGGUUUUCAGAGCUGUUUGUAUAGGGAGGUGUAGACCAGAGUGGCUUGAAUAGGAACUGAAUCUCUGCAUCCCUCUCUCGCUCCUUUCCCCCCUCCUUCCUUCCCUCUCUCCCUCCCUAUCUCCCCUUACCCCUCUCCUCACUCCCCCCUCCUUCUUUGCCUCUCUCCCGAUUCCUCUCUGUCUCCCCCCUCUCUCUCUCAGAUGUCCCAGGAGGCUUCAGUGUGAGUCAGGAGGAGGAGCCAAGGGAGGGAGGAGACCUACACCUCACCUGCGUAGCCAAUAAGCACCUGUACACCAAGUUGUCAUGGCAACGGGUGACUGACACAGCAGAGGCCACACCCCCAAUCCCCUCCCUGGGUGGUGAACUGUCCUUAGGAGAGUUUUCUGACACUCUGAGUCUAUUGCUUAGCAACCUGACGGCGGGGGAUUCUGGAACCUACCGCUGCUCCGCCCAUCACCUGCUGACGGGACAGAACACACGUCUGGACACACAGGUGGACGUCAGAGGUGAGCCCUCUGACCUCUCACACCAGACCACUCUGAUCAUCAUCAUUAUGAUGAUCAUCAUCAUUACCAUCAUCAUUAUCAUCAUCAUUACGUCAUCAUUACCAUCAUCAUUACAUCGUCAUUACCAUCGUCGUUACCAUCGUCAUUACAAUCGUCAUUACAUCGUCAUUACGUCAUCAUUACCGUUCGUCAUUACAGUUGUCAUUAUCAUCAUCAUUAUCGUCAUCAUUACCAACCUCAUUACCAUCGUCAUUGUCAUCAUCAUUACCAUCAUCCUUACCAACCUCAUUACCAUCAUCAUUACCGUCGUCAUUACCAUCAUCAUUACCGUCAUCGUUAGCAUCAUCAUUGCCAUCAUCAUUACCAUCAUCAUUACCAUCAUUAUUAUUGUCAUUACUAUGACACAUUCACACAUCCAUUAACAAACAGGGUCAUACUCAUAUCAACAUACUCAUAGACGUGCUCACACCUGUCAUUUCAACUCAGCAGAAUUGUUUUUAUGAAUUUAAUGGAUUGCCUAUAUGUCCCUUUACAUUGUAUGGGGAUAACGGCAUUCAUUCACCAUCUGGUAUGUACAUAAACACUCACAUUCACACACAGUGAUACACACACACACACACACUCAGAUCAGUGCUUGGGAACUGGGUCCUGUAGUUUCCUGGGGCCCCUCCCUGCCUCAGUUUGCUCUCCUGCUCUCUCUCUCCCUGCACCUCUUUCUUUCACGUGGGAAUGCUCCCUCGUCAGGAGGAAGAGGACACAAUGGCAAUUCCCACAAUGCCACAUUUACAGGCCCCUUCACAGGGCCAGAGGAACAAUCAGCCAAUCAGACACUGUCAAACCACGGACUCACAGACAAUCAUCAAUUGUUGUCCAGGAGGAAGAUAUGGGGAAAAACAAUCAGUCCCACAUUACUUAAGUCCCUUAUUUUCAUGUCUUUUACUGCUGCUGCAAACCUCGACGCAUAGACUUCCUCUCAAAGACCCCCAUGGGCUUUUAACUAGAGAGGGGGGGAUGUCAUCCUAUUGUAGUCUUUGUAGUCUAGGUGGUGAGUAAUGUUUAAAAUGUAGUGGCCAUUUAUGAAUAAUAACCAAUGGCCUAUUAACAGCUAAUAACCGCCUUGAUGACAAUACAUUGUUGUGGCCAGUGGGAAAAGGGCUAUUUUAAGAUUACUAUUACAAACCCAAGAGGAACCCAGGUCAGCUGACGUGAAGUUGAAGUUAAGGCCACACACACUCACAGACACACACAUACACACACACACACACACGCACACACACACAUACACAGAAAUGUGUCACUAACACACACAUUGUCGUCAGAGCGUGGCAGGGGUCCAGGGAGGGAUGUCAAAUAUCCCUGCUUCAAUUUGUAGAGAAAGAAAAGGGAAAACGACACUAAUUCUAUUCAUAGUACUACUGUAUGACUUAUGACUAUUCAUGGGACUACUGUACAACUUAUGACUAUUCAUGGGACUACUGUAUAACUUAUGACUCUUCGUAGGACUACUGUAUGACUUAUGACUGGUCAUAGUACUACUGUAUAACUUAUGACUAUUCAUGGGACUACUGUAUAACUUAUGACUAUUCAUAGUGCCACUGUAUAAAUUAUGACUAUUCAUGGAACUGCUGUGUAGCUUGUGACUAUUCAUGGGACUACUGUAUGACUUAUGGCUACUCAUGGGACUACUGUAUAAUUUAUGACUAUUCAUAGGACAACUGUGUGACUUAUGACUCUUCAUAGGACUACUGUAUGACUUAUGACUAGUCAUAGUGCCACUGUAUAACUUGUGACUAUUCAUAGUACUACUGUAUAACUUAUGACUAUUCAUCAUACCGCUGUAUAACUUCUGACCAUUCAUGGGACUACUGCAUGACUUAUGACUCUUCAUGGGACUACUGUAUAACUUAUGACUGUUCAUAGUACUACUGUACGACUUAUGACUAUUCAUCAUACCGCUGUAUAACUUAUGACUAUUCGUGGGACAACUGCAUGACUUAUGACUAUUCAUAGGACUACUGCAUGACUUAUGACUCAUCUGUUCUGUUGGAAUUUAUUCACUUGACAUUGAAGUAACUCAACAUUUUGUGAUACAAUGAUGACCUCUGUUCAUGUGGACCUUGGCCACAUCUCUCUCUCACACACACACAACUAAUCAUGCACACACUCAUGGUGUGUGUUCCCCCACAGUACUGGAGGCUCCGGUGCUGUUACAGAAUCUGUCUGACUGUAGCGUGAACGUCAGCAGCUCAGUGACACUCAGCUGCCGUGCCCACGGCGUGCCACGCCCCUUCAUCACAUGGUACAAGGACCAACACACACUGCUUCAGGGAUCAGGUGGGAGGCACAGUGAUCUUCUAUCCCCGUCUCAACUGUACUGAACAAAAAUAUAAACGCAACAUGCAUCACUUUCAACGAUUUUACUGAGUUACAGUUCAUAUAAGGAAAUCAGUCAAUUGAAAUAAAUAAAUUAGGCCCUAAUCUAUGGAUUUCACAUGACUGGGCAGGGGCACAGCCAUUGGUGGGACUGGGAGGGCAUAGGCCCACCCACUUGGGAGCCAGGCCCACCCACUGGGGAGACAGGCCCAGCCAAUCAGAAUGAGUUUAUCCCCACAAAAGGGCUUUACUACAGACAGAAAUAUUCCUCAGCUGUCCGGGUGGCUGGUCUCAGACGAUCCUGCAGGUGAAGAAGCCGGAUGUGGAGGUCCUGGGCUGGCGUGGUUACACGUGGUCUGCUGUUGUGAAGCCGGUUGGACGUACUGCCAAAUUUUCUAAAACAACAUUGGAAGCGGCUUGUGGUAGAGAAAUGAACAUUCAAUUCUCUGGCAACAGCUCUGGUGGACAGUCCUGCAGUCAGCAUGCCAAUUGUAAGCUCCCUCAAAACUUGAGACAUCUGUGGCAUCGUGUUGUGUGACAAAACUGCAAAUUUUAGUGGCCUUUUAUUGUCCCCAGCACAAGGUGAACUUGUGUAAUGAUCAUGCUUUUUAAUCAGCUUCUUGAUAUGCCACACCUGUCAGGUGGAUGGAUUAACUUGGCAAAGGAGAAAUGCUCACUAACAGGGAUGUAAACAAAUUUGUGCACAAAAUUUAAGAGAAAUAAGCUUGUGCGUAUGGAACAUUUCUGAGAUCUUUUAUUUCAGCUCAUGAAACAUGGGACCAACACUUUACAUGUUGCGUUUAUAUAUUUUUUCAGUAUAUACAGUGGGGAGAACAAGUAUUUGAUACACUGCCGAUUUUGCAGGUUUUCCUACUUACAAAGCAUGUAGAGGUCUGUAAUUUUUAUCAUAGGUACACUUCAACUGUGAGAGACGGAAUCUAAAACAAAAAUCCAGAAAAUCACAUUGUAUGAUUUUUAAGUAAUUAAUUUGCAUUUUAUUGCAUGACAUAAGUAUUUGAUACAUCAGAAAAGCAGAACUUAAUAUUUGGUACAGAAACCUUUGUUUGCAAGUACAGAGAUCAUAUGUUUCCUGUAGGUCUUGACCAGGUUUGCACACACUGCAGCAGGGAUUUUGGCCCACUCCUCCAUUUGACCUUCUCCAGAUCCUUCAGGUUUCGGGGCUGUCACUGGGCAAUACGGACUUUCAGCUCCCUCCAAAGAUUUUCUAUUGGGUUCAGGUCUGGAGACUGGCUAGGCCACUCCAGGACCUUGAGAUGCUUCUUACGGAGCCACUCCUUAGUUGCCCUGGCUGUGUGUUUCGGGUCGUUGUCAUGCUGGAAGACCCAGCCACGACCCAUCUUCAAUGCUCUUACUGAGGGAAGGAGGUUGUUGGCCAAGAUCUCGCGAUACAUGGCCCCAUCCAUCCUCCCCUCAAUACGGUGCAGUCGUCCUGUCCCCUUUGCAGAAAAGCAUCCCCAAAGAAUAAUGUUUCCACCUUCAUGCUUCACGGUUGGGAUGGUGUUCUUGGGGUUGUACUCAUCCUUCUUCUUCCUCCAAACACGGCGAGUGGAGUUUAGACCAAAAAGCUCUAUUUUUGUCUCAUCAGACCAAAUGACCUUCUCCCAUUCCUCCUCUGGAUCAUCCAUAUGGUAAUUGGCAAACUUCAGACGGGCCUGGACAUGCGCUGGCUUGAACAGGGGGACCUUGCGUGCGCUGCAGGAUUUUAAUCCAUGACGGCGUAGUGUGUUACUAAUGGUUUUCUUUGAGACUGUGGUCCCAGCUCUCUUCAGGUCAUUGACCAGGUCCUGCCGUGUAGUUCUGGGCUGAUCCCUCACCUUCCUCAUGAUCAUUGAUGCCCCACGAGGUGAGAUCUUGCAUGGAGCCCCAGACCGAGGGUGAUUGACCGUCAUCUUGAACUUCUUCAAUUUUCUAAUAAUUGAGCCAACAGUUGUUGCCUUCUCACCAAGCUGCUUGCCUAUUGUCCUGUAGCCCAUCCCAGCCUUGCGCAGGUCUACAAUUUUAUCCCUGAUGUCCUUACACAGCUCUCUGGUCUUGGCCAUUGUGGAGAGGUUGGAGUCUGUUUGAUUGAGUGUGUGGACAGGUGUCUUUUAUACAGGUAACGAGUUCAAACAGGUGCAGUUCAUACAGGUAAUGAGUGGAGAACAGUAGGGCUUCUUAAAGAAAAACUAACAGGUCUGUGAGAGCCGGAAUUCUUACUGGUUGGUAGGUGAUCAAAUACUUAUGUCAUGCAAUAAAAUGCAAAUUAAUUACUUAAAAAUCAUACAAUGUGAUAUUCUGGAUUUUUAUUUUAGAUUCCGUCUCUCACAGUUGAAGUGUACCUAUGAUAAAAAUUACAGACCUCUACCUGCUUUGUAAGUAGGAAAACCUGCUAAAUCUGCAGUGUAUCAAAUACUUGUUCUCCCCACUGUAUAUGGGAAAAUUACAACAGUGAAAGUUGAGUUGCUUGGUGACUCGGAGUGUCAAUAGUCUAAAGUGACUUCCUCUCCUCCUCUUUUUACUUCACCUGCGCUGAUCUGAAUAAAUCUGAAUAAAGACAAGAAGAUGAGAGAGGAAUCCUCUUCAAACUGUUGAGAAUGACUCCUGAAGUUGGUGUUGGGAAAUUAAUGUGACAUGUUCUGUUUCUCAUGUGCAGGUAUCGUCAUAGCACCAGGAGGCGAGAACCUCCACAUUGACCGAAUCACAGUGGAGGACCAGGGUCUGUACACCUGCCAGGCAACCAAUGAGAGAGGCUCUGCUGAGAGCUCCGCCUACAUCUGGGUUCACAGUAAGGAUGCAUUGACCAAUAGUAACUCUGGAAUACAUUAAACUCUCUCUCCUCUCUUGUUCUAUAACCGUCCGUUCUUCCAUAUUUGGUCAUGUUGGUGCCUGUGGAUGAACACUCUUGUGAUAGCCGGGAUAUGAGUGUUAAAGGGUAUGAAUGACAAUCCAUUAGAUGAUCAACCUUAUACAUAUAACAGUAAUCUAAUCAUUAUUUAUUAGAACAAGAGUGACGAGUAAAGCUACAGCUAAUAGGGUAAGUUGUAAAGACAAAACUAGACACUGCUUUAGAUAGUCCUGCUAUCCUUAUAAGUCUUGAUUGAUGUUCCCUACUUUAGAGAGUCUUUGGUACGUGACCCAGUCCUUUCCAGUAGAGGCUGGUCCAGUGUCAGUCACCUCUGUUUGGAGGGCCCUUCCCUGGGUAGCAGCUACCGGACGCUGCCUAGCCUGACCAUGGAGAGGAGUGGCUGAGUGUUGUUGUGUUCUAAUAAGUCAGGAAGGAAGCUGUCUCCCUUUUUGAUUUCCUUUCGGAAGCCCCACUCUGCUGCCCCGUAAACUGGGGCUAUUUCUAUAUCUUCAGAAAAACAACAAGAUGAAUGAGGAGGAUGGCUGUUUGUGUUUGAGCCUGUUGGGCCAUUUCCACCCUGAUCAGAGGCUAGGACAGACAGGGAGGGAAGGAGGGAGGGAGGGACGGACGGAGGGACAGUGAGAGAACAGCGCCCUGGUUUGGGAGGGUAGAGAACUGCAGAGCAAGGGUGAAAUGAAUAUCAGAUAAGUGAUUUUACUUGAAGCGAGGGAGGAGAGAAUAAGUAUUCCAAGAGGGCCUUGUUCAUCUCUAUGGUUCUAUUCCUAUACUUCAAAAAAUUGGUAAAUCCUUAGAUUAAUUUCAAUCAUGCUCUCUCUCUCUCUCUCUCUCUCUCUCUCUCUCUCUCUCUCUCUCUCUCUCUCUCUCUCCCUCUCUCCCUCUCUCCCUCUCUCUCUCCCUCUCUCUCUCUCUCUCCCUCUCUCUCUCUCUCUCUCUCUCUCUCUCUCCCCUCUCUCCCUCUCGCUCUCUCUUUCUCCCCCCCCCUCUCUCUCUCUCUCUCUCUCUCAAUUCAAUUCAAUUCAAAGUGCUUUAUUGGCAUGGGAAACAUAUGUUUACAUUGCCAAAGCAAGUGAAAUAGAUAAUAGACAAAAGUGAAAUAAACAUUACACUCACAAAAGUUCCAAAGGAAUAGAGACAUUUCAAAUGUCAUAUUAUGGCUAUGUACAGUGUUGUAACGAUGUGCAAAUAGUUAAAGUAAAAAUAAAUAAACAUAAAUAUGGGUUGUAUUUACAAUGGUGUUUGUUCAUCACUGGUUGCCCUUUUCUUGUGGCAACAGGUCACAAAUAUUGCUGCUGUGAUUGCACACUGUUGUAUUUCACCCAAUAUAUAUGGGAGUUUAUCAAAAUUGGAUUUGUUUUCAAAUUCUUUGUGGGUCUGUGUAAUCUGAGGGAAAUACAGUUGAAGUCGGAAGUUUACAUACACUUAGGUUGGAGUCAUUAAAACUCAUUUUUCAACCACUCUACACAUUUCUUGUUAACAAACUAUCGUUUUGGCAAUUUUUCCAACAAUUGUUUACAGACAGAUUAUUUCACUUAUAAUUCACUGUAUCACACUUCCAGUGGGUCAGAAGUUCACAUACACUAAGUUGACGGUGCCUUUAAACAGCUUGGAAAAUUCCAGAAAAUGAUGUCAUGGCUUUAGAAGCUUCUGAUAGGCUAAUUGACAUCAUUUGAGUCAAUUGGAGGUGUACCUGUGGAUGUAUUUCAAGGCCUACCUUCAAACUCAGUGCCUCUUCACUUGACAUCAUGGGAAAAUCAAAAGAAAUCAGCCAAGACCUCAGAAAAAGAUUUGUAGACCUCCACAAGUCUGGUUCAUCCUUGGGAGCAAUUUCCAAACGCCUGAAGGUACCAUAUUCAUCUGUACAAACAAUAGUACACAAGUAUAAACACCAUGGGACCACGCAGCUGUCAUACCGCGCAGGAAGGAGACGCGUUCUGGCUCCUAGAAAUGAACGUACUUUGGUGCGAAAAAUGCAAAUCAAUCCCAGAACAACAGCAAAGGACCUUGUAAACAUGCUGGAGGAAACAGGUACAAAAGUAUCUAUAUCCACAGUAAAACGAGUCCUAUAUCGACAUAGUCCUAUGCUCAGCAAGGAAGAAGCCACUGCUCCAAAACCGCCAUAAAAAAGCCAGACUAGGGUUUGCAACUGCACAUGGGGACAAAGAUCAUACUUUUUGGAGAAAUGUCCUCUGGUCUGAUGAAACAAAAAUAGAACUGUUUGCCCAUAAUGACCAGCGUUAUGUUUGGAGGAGGAAGCUUGCAAGCCGAAGAACACCAUCCCAACCAUGAAGCACGGGGGUAGAAGCGUCAUGCUGUGGGGGUGUUUGCUGCAGGAGGGACUGGUGCACUUCACAAAAUAGAUGGCAUCAUGAGGAAGAAAAAUGAUGUGGAUAUAUUGAAGCAACAUCUCAAGACAUCAGUCAGGAAGUUAAAGCUUGGUCACAAAUGGCUCUUCCAAAUGGACAAUGACCCCAAGCAUUCUUCCAAAGUUGUGGCAAAAUGGCUUAAGGACAACAAAGUCAAGGUAUUGGAGUGGCCAUCACAAAGCCCUGACUUCAAUUCUAUUGAAAGUUUGUGGGCAGAACUGAAAAAGCGUGUGCGAGCAAGGAGGCCUACAAACCUGACUCAGUUACACCAGCUCUGUCAGGAGGAAUGGGCCAAAUUUCACCCAACUUAUUGUGGGAAGCUUGUGGAAGGCUUCCCGAAACGCUUGACCCAAGUUAAACAAUUUAAAGGCAAUGCUACCAAAUACUAAUUGAGUGUAUGUAAACUUCUGACCCACUGGGAAUGUGAUGAAAGAAAUAAAAGCUGAAAUAAAUAAUUCUCUCUACUAUUAUUCUGACAUUUCACAUUCUUAAAAUAAAGUGGUGAUCCUAACAGGGAAUUUGUACUAGGAUUAAAUGUCGGGAAUUGUGAAAAACUGAGUUUAAAUGUAUUUGGCUAAGGUGUAUGUAAACAUCCGACUUCAACUGUAUGUGUCUCUAUGGUCAUACAUUUGGCAGGAGGAUAGGAAGUGCAGCUCAGUUUCCACCUAAUUCUGUGGGCAGUGUGCAGGUCUGCCUACGGCGGCCUUUCUCAAUAGCAAGGCUAUGCUCACUGAGUCUGUACACAGUCAAAGUUUUCCUUAAUUGUGGGUCAGUCACAGUGGUCAGGUAUUCUGUCACUGUGUACUCUCUGUUUAGGGCCAAAUAGCAUUCUAGUUUGCGCUGUUUUUUUAGGUUAAUUCUUUCCAAUGUGUCAAGUAAUUCUCUUUUUGUUUUCUCAUGAUUUGGUUGGGUCUAAUUGUGUUGCUGUUGCUGUCCUGGGGCUCUGUGGGGUCUGUUUGUGUUUGUGAACAGAGCCCCAGGACCAGCUUGCUUAGGGGACUCUUCUCCAGGUUCAUCUCUCUUUAGGUGAUGGCUUUGUUAUGGAAGGUUUGGGAAUCGCUUCCUUUUAAGUGGGUGUGUAAUUUUUUUUCUGGAUUUUGAUAAUUAGCGGGUAUCGGCCUAAUUCUGCUCUGCAUGCAUUAUUUGGUGUUUGACGUUGUACACCGGGGAUAUUUUUGCAGAAUUCUGUAUGCAGAGUCUCAAUUUGGUGUUUGUCCCAUUUUGUGAAUUCUUGGUUGGUGAGCGGACCCCAGACCUCACAACCAUAAAGGGCAAUGGGUUCUAUAACUGAUUCAAGUAUUUUUUGCCAGAUCCUAAUUGGUAUAUCGAAUUGUAUGUUCUUUUUGAUGGCAUAGAAGGCCCUUCUUGCCUUGUCUCUCAGAUCGUUCACAGCUUUGUGGAAGUUACCUGUGGCGGUGAUGUUUAGGCCGAGGUAUGUAUAGUUUUUUGUGAGCUCUAGGGCAACGGUGUCUAGAUGGAAUUUGGUUUUUUGGAACACCAUUAUUUUUGUCUUAAGAGAUUUACUGUCAGGGCCCAGGUCUGACAGAAUCUGUGCAGAAUAUCUAGGUGCUGCUGUAGGCCCUCAUUGGUUGGGGACAGAAGCACCAGAUCAUCAGCAAACAGUAGACAUUUGACUUCAGAUUCUAGUCCUCUCUCUCUGUGUGUAGACUCAUCAGAGGGCAUGUCUCUGGAGAUCCCUACUCUCACCUGUACCUGUCUGGUGGCCACUCUCUUCUGGCUGCUACUCACUCUCUUCAUACGUAAACUCAAACAGGUGAGACACAAAUGGAGUAGACUAGAUAUAUAUAUAAAAUUGCAUAAUUAUCUGUCCUAUUUUUGAUAAUUCUAUAUAAAUACAUUUAUCUCAGCCAAACUCUUCGGGUACCAAGGCCGAGUACCUUUCAAUCAUCAUGGACCCAGGGGAGGGGCGUCUGGAGGAGCAGUGUGAUAGGCUACAGUACGACCCUGGCCAAUGGGAGUUCCCCAGAGACCACCUCAAACUGGGUAUAACUUUACAUAAUUUGUUACCAACUUGUUACACUGUGUAGUGAUUGGUUACAGACUUUCUAGGAACUGCCUGUGUAUAAAGUUGUGAGAGAGGAGAUUAUUAAGAUUAGUGAUAGAUACGAUCACUUUCUCGUAACAAUUUUAUCUGCAUCAGAGAUGACUGGGAGUGCCCCAUGUAAUCAGUGUUAUCUGUGUUGUGCUAAUCAGGUCUAUCAAGGGUGGGAGCUGUGUUUACUGUAACUAAUCAGGUCUGGCUUGGGUGGGAUCUGAGUUUGACUCAUCAGGGCUUGUUGGGUAUACAGUAAAUGUCGUUUUAAUUUCUCAAGUUUUAUAAAAGGUCUAGGUGGUUCCCACCUGAAACCUUUUGAACUUUCUCAUGAAUCUGAAGAUGAACAAAACAUUGAGUCUGAUAGACUGCCAGCGCCCAGUGCUAAACCACAACCCACCUUUGGGUUUCAACCCCACCAUUUGAGAAACAAAUAAGAUUGUGUUUUAAUUAUUUCUCUGUGUCCUUCCAGAGAAACCUCUGGGCCGUGGGGCCUUUGGGAAGGUCAUGCAGGCGUCUGCCUUUGGCAUCGACAACUCUACAGGCUGCAGGACUGUGGCUGUCAAGAUGCUCAAAGGUACAUGCUUCAUUAUAUUAAUUAUACCUGAGUCAUGAUAUCUAAGACGUGACAAAUGAUGACCAUUCAGAAUAGAGUAGAGUAAAACAAUAGAACUGAAUAGAAUAGAACAUGACUCUACCAGCAUAGUGACAGGCAUUAUAAAGUGCUGUAUUUAUAAUGUGCUGUAUUGAUAAUGUGCUGUAUUGAUAAUGUGCUGUAUUUAUAAUGUGCUGUAUUGAUAAUGUGCUGUAUUGAUAAUGUGCUGUAUUGAUAAUGUGCUGUAUUUAUAAUGUGCUGUAUUUAUAAUGUGCUGUAUUUAUAAAGUGAUGUAUUUAUAAUGUGCUGUAGAUAUAAUGUGCUGUAUUAACAAUGUGCUGUAUUUAUAAUGUACUUUAUUUAUAAUGUACUGUAUUUAUAAAGUGAUGUAUUUAUAAUGUGCUGUAGUUAUAAUGUGCUGUAUUAAGAAUGUGCUGUAUUUAUAAUGUACUUUAUUUAUAAUGUACUGUAUUUAUAAAGUGAUGUAUUUAUAAUGUGCUGUAUUUAUAAUGUGCUGUAUUAAUAAUGUGCUGUAUUUAUAAUGUGCUGUAUGCUGUCCACCAGAGGGGGCUACUCCCAGUGAGCACAAGGCUCUGAUGACAGAACUGAAGAUCCUGAACCACAUCGGUCACCACCUGAAUGUGGUCAACCUGCUGGGAGCCUGCACCAAGGCAGGGCCUCUGAUGGUCAUAGUGGAGUACUGUAGGUAUGGAAACCUCUCCACCUACCUGAAGAGCAAGAGAGACGUGUUCCUGCUCAACAGGGUGAGUUCUCCCUCUGUCUAGACAGACAGGCAGAUACUCAUAGCCUUACCUUACAGACCUCGAUGAGGUCAAGUUCCCAUUGAUAAGACAUUCUGUCUAUAUCUUUAUAGAUGCUGUGAAGAGUGUCAUGAAUGUGUUAAUGUCAGACUUACAGACUAUCAUACUUAUCUCACAUACAAGUCUUAUUUCCUGUGAUGGAUAUACAAAAUUAACCUCAAGCAAGCAAACACUUCACCAACUCACUUCUGCAAUCAACUGAUGUUCUGUGGAGUUAUUUGUAAUAAGAGGGACUUUUUCCUUUUUCCUUAACGUCAGAAUCUGUAGUUCUGAGUAUUUAGUCCUGUAUGAUUCAUGUAAACACUCACAGUGUGUUUGUCUCUAGCUUACACCAGUAAACACACUAAGCUCUGCUACACAACACACUGCAUUGGAACUACAACUCAACUAUAACUCCACACACUAACUGUAGCUCCAUAUUGACUGCUAGUACUACCUGACCACACUGACCACAACUCAUUCUCUCUCUCUGUGACAGGUGAGUGGAGGAGAGGAUGGAAAUAAGAGGUGUUUCGAGGAGAGAGAGAGCACAGAGGGGGGUAAGAAAGAGACGAGCCAAAAGGUUUAUCUACACGUUUUAUUUGUUGUUGAGAUUUUUAUCUUUCAAUCCUCUCCCAUAACUCUCUCUCUCUCUCUAGGUGCCUCCAAGUCUCCUCUGUUCCUGGAGGAUCUCAUCUCCUACAGUUUCCAGGUGUCUCGAGGCAUGGAGUUUCUCGCCUCUCGCAAGGUCUGAUACCCCUGUGUGUGUGUGUGUGUGUGUGUGUGUGUGUGUGUGUGUGUGUGUGUGUGUGUGUGUGUGUGUGUGUGUGUGUGUGUGUGUGUGUGUGUGUGUGUGUGUGUGUGUGUGGUGUGUGUGUGUGUGUGUGUGUGUGUGUGUGUGUGUGUGUGUGUGUGUGUGUGUGUGUGUGUGUGUGGUGUGUGUGUGUGUGUGUGUGUGUGUGUGUGUGUGUGUGUGUGUGUGUGUGUGGUGUGUGUGUGUGUGUGUGUGUGUGUGUGUGUGUGUGUGUGUGUGUGUGUGUGUGUGUGUGUGUGUGUGUGUGUGUGUGUGUGUGUGUGUGUGUGUGUGUGUGUGUGUGGUGUGUGUGUGUGUGUGUGUGUGUGUGUGUGUGUGUGUGUGUGUGUGUGUGUGUGUGUGUGGUGUGUGUGUGUGUGUGUGUGUGUGUGUGUGUGUGUGUGUGUGUGUGUGUGUGUGUGUGUGUGUGUGUGUGUGUGUGUGUGUGUGUGUGUGUGUGUGUGUGUGUGUGUGUGUGUGUGUGUGUGUGUGGUGUGUGUGUGUGUGUGUGUGUGUGUGUGUGUGUGUGUGUGUGUGUGUGUGUGUGGUGUGUGUGUGUGUGUGUGUGUGUGUGUGUGUGUGUGUGUGUGUGUGUGUGUGUGUGUGUGUGUGUGUGUGUGUGUGUGUGUGUGUGUGUGUGUGUGUGUGUGUGUGUGUGUGUGUGUGUGUGUGUGUGUGUGUGUGUGUGUGUGUGUGUGUGUGUGUGUGUGUGUGUGUGUGUGUGUGUGUGUGUGUGUGUGUGUGCGCGCGCGUCUCUGUCUGUCUGUCAAGACAGUAUAUGACCUUGAAAAUAUGUGGCUCAUUUGCACCUCGAUGCAAUCAAUAGAUCCAAAUUGUGCAUUCAAAAUGUGUGUUCACUCCUCUGUGUUUCUAUAUCAGUGUAUCCACCGUGACCUGGCUGCCAGGAACAUUCUGCUAUCUGAGAACAAAGUGGUGAAGAUCUGUGACUUUGGUCUGGCCAGAGACCUCUACAAAGACCCCGACUACGUCCGCAAGGGAGACGUGAGUCCACGCACACACAAUCAUCUCCUCCUCAUAACGGGGACUUCAGUGUACUUAACCUAUUCUUAGCUCUACAGUAGUUGUGCUGUCCUGUCAAGUUGGCAAGACAGCACAAACAGAUCUGCCACCAGGCUACACUGUACUCCCUGCUGGCAGCUAUUUGGCUGAUUCUGACCCAUGACCCCUGCUCUCCACAGGCCAGGCUGCCAUUGAAGUGGAUGUCGCCAGAGUCCAUCUUUGACAAGGUGUUCACUACCCAGAGUGAUGUGUGGUCCUAUGGAGUUCUGCUCUGGGAGAUAUUCUCUCUGGGUCGGUCCUCAUAUCCACUUACACAAAACACAUACUGCUGGUACCAUAGAAUUAGGAAUUAGAAUACUAGUAAUUGAAUAGGAUCUCUAUGGCUUGUACUAUGAAUAGUAUAUACAGUUACUGUAUCACCUAGACAAGACUCAAGGCUUCUUCUCCGUCCGUCUCACAGGAGCCUCCCCGUACCCUGGCCUGAACAUAGAUGAGGAGUUCUGCCACCAACUAAAGGAGGGAACACGCAUGCGCGCCCCGGAGUACAGCACUCCAGAAAUGUGAGAAAGAGAAAUAUGAUAUAGAUGGAGAGAGAAAUGAAGAGAGACUGUGGCGUGGGUAUAACUGGUGUGUGUUGUCUGUAGUUACAGCACCAUGCUGGCAUGCUGGGAGGCUAACCCCUCAGACCGCCCCACCUUCACUGGCCUAGUGGAAACACUGGGAGACCUGCUGGAGGCACGGGUUCAACAGGUAAUACACACACACACACUUACUCUCUCUCUCUUUCAUAUGCAUUGAACCUUUUCUAUAAUCAGGAUGGGAAAGACUACAUUCCCCUGGGCACGUUCCUGUGUGGAGAGAGAGACCCAGACAGCAGCGUCCAGCGAGACUACACAGAGAGCUCCCUGACUGACCUGCAUCCACACAGACUCACCAGUCUGGGGUAAGGCUAGGAACAACCCCAUAAACAGAGAAAAAUGACAGUUGGUACAGUCCAAUGGGUUGUAGUUGGUAAUGUUUUAAUUAUGUUCCAGCUACAUGAACACCAGGAGCACAGCGACACUCAGGACCUUCGAGGAACUGCCCAGCAAGGACCCGCCUGGCCCGGACGUGAGGGGACACACACUGAUUCACAUUUAUAUUCUUACUCACACCAGACACUGAUGCUUGUCACGGAUGUCAGUGUCCACUGUGUUGCUGUGUUUCAGGAUGAGCAAUGUAACAGUUUCACACACACAUCAAACAUGUUCUUGUGCACACACACACACACUAAUGUGUAGACCUGGUGUGUUUCAGGAUGAGCAGGGUGACAGCGGGAUGGUUCUACCCUCUGAGGAACUCAAACGUCUCAGAUGGACCAGCGGCUCCAAGAGCCUCACAAGGUCACCACCACUAACCCCUGACCUACAACCCCUAAUUGACUACAAAUUAGUGUAUUUUCUGUUCUGUAUUGAUAAUGAAUUGAGGGUUUGUGUGUUUGCAGGUUCUUCACCAUCAGUAAGUGCAGGGAGAACCUGGUGCCCUGCAUGUGUAAUGACAUCACUGGUCUACAUGACGAUGAGCCGCCUGUCCUCCCAUGUGACUGUGACUCCGAGGAGAGCUGUUCCCCUCCACCCGACUACAACUCUGCCUUCCUCUACCCCUCCCUCUAACUAGUCCAUCACACCUCUAUCAUUAUGUCACGCUUCUCCCACUGGCUAGAACUGCCUGCCUCCCUCCCUCUUGUCUAUAUCACUCCAUCUAAACAUCACCCUAACCUCCUCCCUCUAACACUCCAUCCCUGCUUCAACGUUUUCCCUACCUCCCUCUUCGACAACUUUGUCACAGAUUAAUUAAUGGUGUAGUGCAUCAUUUCCCCAUAGCAUACUAUCAGACUACUUUACUCCUCCAAAUAUCUGUCUCUACAAACAAUUCCUCUCUAAAGAUUAUAUUUAAUAUUGUAACACAACAGAGCUUCCUCAGUAAUUCACAAACCCUACUCCUCUCCCCUCCCCCCUCCCCGUGGCCUAGGUAGGGUGCUACACCCACACCACAAAGAGCAGCUAAAUCCAUGAUAGUGUCAUCACCACAACAUGUGUCCAUUUACCAUUAUAUUUACUGUCGUUGCUUAUCUCUAUAUGGGUACAGAGUAUAGAGCUUAGAAGUAGAGGAACCUCUGUUGUCUCCAGUGAACUGACCAUGAUGUUACUACACACGUGUAUGCUGGAAGAAUUUAUUCAUUAGAAAAUGUAUUAGUGUUUUACCUAUUUAUUUACAGUAUGUUAACCUCAUGAGAUUUUGUCAAGGAAGGCGACUGCUGUCAAUGAUCAUUAAAUCAGUAUAUGUUGUAUGUCAGACCUUUCCAAUCGAUGCGGAGCUAUGGAGUAGAAGUAAUGUAUAACAUGCAUGAUCGCCACUGAGCCAUUUGCCCUGACUGACACAAGUAUGUAUGUAUGUAUGUAUGUAUUCUAUGUAUGUAUUCAAAACACAUUUAAAAUGAAGUAAAGAGUUACCACACUGACUGCCAAUACAAUCAUUUUGUCUUC